Messenger RNA from Dromaius novaehollandiae (emu), 3273 nucleotides. It is a transcript of the gene PWP2, whose product is annotated as PWP2 small subunit processome component. Gene Ontology annotation, molecular function: protein binding. The coding region runs from base 85 to 2817 and encodes 910 amino acids. The transcript has 21 exons. The record is from RefSeq and is a predicted model, not a curated record. Gene Ontology annotation, biological process: ribosomal small subunit assembly; maturation of SSU-rRNA from tricistronic rRNA transcript (SSU-rRNA, 5.8S rRNA, LSU-rRNA). Lineage: Eukaryota; Metazoa; Chordata; Aves; Casuariiformes; Dromaiidae. Gene Ontology annotation, cellular component: small-subunit processome; Pwp2p-containing subcomplex of 90S preribosome.
GGCUGCCGUAGCAGCCGGCGGAAGGGGCGGGGCGGGUGUGCACGCUGCCCAUGUGGGUCAGCGGCGGCGGCAGGAGCGGCGGCCAUGAAGUUCGCCUACCGGUUCUCCGGCCUGCUGGGCACCGUGUACCGCCGCGGGAACCUCAGCUUCACCCGCGAUGGCAGCGCGCUUGUCAGCCCCGUCGGGAACAGGAUCUCCCUCUUCGACCUGAAGAAUAAUAAGUGUGAAACACUCCCAUUGGCUACACGGCACAAUAUUGUGUGUGUGGGGCUCUCUCCAGAUGGAAGUCUUGCCAUACUAAUCGAUGAAGAGGGAGCUGCCUUGCUUGUCAGUUUAAUUGGUAAAUCUGUGAUACAUAACUUCCAUUUUCAUAAGCCGGUGCAUAGUGUCUGCUUUUCCCCUGAUGGCAAGAAAUUUGUGAUUACAAAAGACAACAUUGCUCUUAUGUACCAUGCUCCUGGGAGAAAAAGAGAAUUUAAUGCAUUUGUUCUGGACAAAACUUAUUACGGUCCCUAUGAUGAAACAACAUGUAUUGACUGGACUGAUGAUUCCAAAUGUUUUGCUGUGGGGAGCAAGGACAUGUCAACAUGGGUGUUUGGAGCAGAGCGAUGGGCAAAUUUGAUCUAUUACUCGCUUGGAGGGCAUAAGGAUACAAUAGUAGCAUGUUUUUUUGAAGAGAACAGUCUAGAUCUGUACACAAUUAGCCAGGAUGGGGCGCUCUGUGUGUGGCAGUGUGAUACAGAGCUGGAUGGUCUGAAGCCAAUGCUCCCUAAAGAUGAAACUAAGGAAAAGAAUAAAACAAAUGAUGAAGAUGAAGAAUUUAUUGAAGAACCUCUGGGUGAAGAAAUUCGUGGAAAAGCCAAUCCAAAUGAACAAGAGGCUAGAGAUAAGGUUAAAUAUUCUCGUGUCGCAAAGUAUUUUUUCAAUAAAGAGGGUGAUUUUAAUAACCUGACAUCUGCAGCUUAUCACAAAAAAACACACCUUUUAGUCACAGGUUUUGCCUCUGGAAUCUUCCACCUCCAUGAGCUUCCGGAUUUCAAUGUGAUCCACUCCUUGAGUAUUUCAGAUCAACGGAUAGCUUCUAUUUCUAUCAACUGUACUGGGGACUGGAUUGCCUUUGGAUGUUCAGGUCUGGGUCAGCUCCUGGUAUGGGAAUGGCAAAGUGAAUCUUAUGUGUUGAAGCAGCAGGGCCAUUUCAACAGCAUGGUCUCAUUAGCAUAUUCUCCAGAUGGACAGUACAUAGUAACGGGAGGGGAUGAUGGGAAAGUGAAAGUGUGGAACACUUCCAGCAGCUUUUGCUUUGUCACUUUUACAGAACAUACCAGUAGCAUAACUGCUGUAACUUUUACUUCCAGUGGUUAUGUCAUUUUGAGUGCUUCCCUAGAUGGAACAGUGCGGGCCUUUGAUCUACACAGAUACCGCAAUUUCCGCACCUUUACUUCUCCACGACCAACUCAGUUCUCUUGUUUAGCUGUGGACUCCAGUGGUGAGAUUGUCUCAGCUGGUUCCCAGGAUUCCUUUGAAAUAUUCAUCUGGUCAAUGCAGAGUGGGAGGCUGUUGGACGUAUUAUCAGGUCAUGAGGGCCCCAUCAGCAGUUUGUCCUUUAACCCAAUGAAGUGUGUUCUAGCUAGUGGCUCUUGGGAUAAGACUGUCAAGUUAUGGGAUAUGUUAGACAGUUGGAGAACCAAGGAGACUCUAACAUUGAACUCAGAUGUUCUUGUUGUUGCUUUCCGUCCUGAUGGCAAAGAGCUUGCAGUUGCUUCUUUGAAUGGACAGAUAACAUUUUGGGAUCAUGAAAAUGCAGUGCAAACUGGCUCAAUUGAGGGAAGACAUGACCUCCAGAUGGGGAGAAAGGAGCUUGAUAGAAUAACAGCCAAACAAUCAGCCAAGGGAAAAUCUUUUACUACUCUGUGUUACUCGGCAGAUGGUCAGUCUAUUCUGGCAGGCGGAUUGUCAAAAUUUGUCUGUAUAUAUAAUGUCAAAGAACAGAUUCUUAUGAAAAAAUUUGAAAUCUCGUGCAACUUUUCUUUAGAUGCAAUGGAGGAGUACCUAGAUCGAAGAAAAAUGACUGAAUUUGGCAGCAUGGCUCUGAUUGAUGAAGGUGCUGGAGAUGAAGACGGUGUAGCUAUUCCUCUUCCUGGAGUAAAGAGAGGUGACAUGAGUUCUCGGCACUUUAAACCAGAAAUAAGAGUGACUUGCCUGCAGUUCUCUCCUACAGGACGAAGCUGGGCAGCCACCACCACGGAAGGUCUUCUUAUCUAUUCGCUGGACUCUGGGCUAAUUUUUGAUCCUUUUGAGCUAGAUGUUGAUGUCACACCCAGCAAUAUACACAAAAUACUGCAUCAAAAGGAAUACACUAUGGCCAUCAUCAUGGCCUUCAAGCUGAAUGAAAAGAAAUUAAUUCAGGAGGUCAUAGAGACUAUACCUAGUAAUGAGGUUGAUAUCAUCUGCUCUUCACUCCCAGAUUUGUAUGUGGAGAAGGUACUGGAGUUCCUGGCCUCUGCCUUUGAGACAUCUUGUCACUUAGAGUUCUAUCUUAUUUGGGCUCAUAAAUUGCUCAUGUUACAUGGACAGAAACUAAAAACAAGGUCAGAAAGGCUGCUGCCUGUGAUCCAGUUUCUUCAGAAAAGCAUCCAACGUCAUUUUGAAGAUGUUUCCAAACUCUGUGAAUGGAAUAUCUACAAUAUUAAAUAUGCAUUAGCCAUUUCGCAACAGCGGGGCAUGAAGCGUCUGGCAGACACAUCGGCGGAUGAAGAUGUGGAUUCUGACAGUGAUUAUAUUAUGCAAGACGUUCAUAAGGACAAUUUUAGUUCCUAGUUAUUCUUCAUGAGAGGAAGAAAAUCUAAGAGAAAACAAUUUUUUGCAGUGGUAUUCACUGAGACUGAGUGGCCCUUAUAGAGGCAUAAUUUCACUCUUUAACUAAUUUCUGGAACGUGCAUGUAACACUGUCCCUGCUGUUAAAUUCAGGAUGGACCAAGUGCUAUCUAUAGUAUACUUUUUGCAAUCCGUGAAAUCUGAUGAUGUUCCAGUAAUGACGAUGAAUAACAUGCCUGUACCAAUGAGUAUGGGAGCAAAGUUACUUUGCUAUAAAACUUUUCCAGAGAUUUAAUUAAUAGUCUGAGAUACUGUGGUAAAGAUUUAUGUUUAUAAAUUGUCAACUCAAUAAUGUAACUUAAACUGUAAGAGAGGGAAUGUGUUACAAAUGUUUCUUUCCCUCAAGAAAGCUCUUUUUUGUUUUUUAAAUGUUGUUCAUUAAAAUAACAAAAUCUGAAA